Molecule: messenger RNA, 774 nt
Organism: Haemorhous mexicanus (house finch)
Lineage: Eukaryota; Metazoa; Chordata; Aves; Passeriformes; Fringillidae
Product: gamma-aminobutyric acid type B receptor subunit 2-like
Exons: 5
Coding region: 148-774 (208 amino acids)
Biological process (GO): G protein-coupled receptor signaling pathway; gamma-aminobutyric acid signaling pathway
Cellular component (GO): membrane; G protein-coupled receptor heterodimeric complex
Molecular function (GO): G protein-coupled GABA receptor activity
Source: RefSeq, a predicted model, not a curated record
CAGGUGAGGAAUAAUCUGACUAAAGUCCUUGAUGGCAAAGACAUCGAGAUUUCAGAUACCGAGAGUUUUUCCGAUGAUCCCUGCACGAGUGUAAAGAAGCUUAAGGGCAAUGAUGUUCGGAUAAUCCUUGGCCAGUUUAAUGAGGAAAUGGCUGUGAAAGUUUUCUGCUGUGCUUAUGAUGAAGAAAUGUAUGGCAGCAAAUAUCAGUGGAUUAUUCCAGGGUGGUAUGAAAAUCUUUGGUGGGAAGCCUGGAUUAAUUCUUCACAAUGUCUCAGCAAAAAUCUUCUUGCAGCCAUGGAAGGUUAUAUUGGAGUGGAUUUUGAGCCACUCAGCUCAAAAACGAAUAAGACUAUAUCAGGAAGGACUCCCCAGCAGUAUGAAAAGGAAUACAACGCCAGACGUGGUGAUGGGCAAUCCAGCAAAUUUCAUGGUUAUGCCUAUGAUGGAAUAUGGGUGAUAGCCAGGACCCUACAGCGGGCAAUGAAUUACCUGAAUUCCACCAACAAGCACCAAAAAAUUGAAGAUUUUAACUACUCAAAUCAAAAACUUGGCAACAUUUUUCUGAAUGCUAUGAAUGAAACCAGGUUCUUUGGAGUAACGUUGGAAGUUAGUGGUGCAUAUGUGUCUGCAGACCUCAUCAAGAGAAAUGAACAGACUCCAGGGAAAAUGGUCUUUGGAGUUUCCAAGAGCUGCAACAAGGAGCUUACUGGCACGUGCUUCGUUGAGCAAUGUGCUUGGUCUGCAGUACGGCUAGAUAAGGAAAACAGUGUUUGA